Mytilinidion resinicola is the source of this 2398-nucleotide messenger RNA. RefSeq lists its product as uncharacterized. The transcript is spliced from 2 exons. The record is from RefSeq and is a predicted model, not a curated record. Lineage: Eukaryota; Fungi; Ascomycota; Dothideomycetes; Mytilinidiales; Mytilinidiaceae. Gene Ontology annotation, biological process: protein ubiquitination. Bases 104 to 2212 code for a protein of 702 amino acids. Gene Ontology annotation, molecular function: ubiquitin protein ligase activity; protein binding.
CUAGCUCUACACCGCAGUUACACUACUACGCUCUUACAAUACUUUCACAAAACCCCCUCAAAGCCUCAGCACUUCUGAGCAAAACCUCUACAGUCCCACAAAUAUGUCUUCCGCCACCACCGAGACGACUGUAUGUCAAGUCCGCCACAAAUGGGACUUCCUCGCCGUUGGCACCGACCGCAUUGCCCCCUUUGACCCAGACGAGCAAUGCACCAUUUGCCAAGAUUCUUGUGUAGUCACGGAAAACGAAAACCCUACUGUGCGCAUCAGGCAGUGUGGACACUUCUUCCACAAACUUUGCUUGACCGGCUGGCUGGACGAGAACCCAUCGUGCCCUAACUGUCGGAAAAAGUUGUUCAACGGCCGCACGGGUGAACAAAGGCGGGGUUUGGUGUCGGCCUUGUUCUCUAAUGCCGGCCCCCAGACUCCGCAGGGUUUUGUUGAGAUAUUGGAAGCUCUUCCAGAGAGCUUCAUCCUUGAGUUUCACAGUGAGUUUAUGGAUUUGGAGUUUGAGUUUGGGGAAAACGAUUCGGUGGAAGUGGAGGAAGGGGAACCAGUAGUGGAGAGAGAGGAACUGGACUUGGAGAGAGGGGAACCGGAACUGUUGGAGAGGGUCGAACUGGCAUUUGAGAGAUGGGGACUGGAGCUGGGGAGAGUGGGACAGGAAGUUGAGAGAUGGGGACGGGAGCUGGGGAGAGUGGGACUGAAUUUUGAGAGAUGGGGACUGGAGUUGGAGACAGAGGAACUGGAAUUGGACGGUGUCACAGUGGAAGUGGAGAGAGAAGGACUGGAAAUGGAGGAAGAGGAACUAGAAGAGGAUCAAGACGCUCCUCUGCUUCCCCUUCACCAAACACUCAUCGUCGAUAUUGCCAUGGCUGCCCCAAUCGACGGUCUUCCUACAGAGCUUUUUCUUGAAGUCACACGUUACCUUCGCCAUGGGGACCUUUUUCAAUUGAUGCAAGUAUGCAAGAAAUGCCACCAGAUUGUGGAACCAAUUCUCUGGACCAAAGUCGAGCUUCAUAGACCGUCGUAUCAUGAGGACUACGCGUAUCCCCAUUGGAAUACGGACGCCAGAUGCGAGGAGCGGCCUUAUAUGCAUCUAGCAGAGAUAGGGCCCACAGAUUAUCAUUAUCUCGACAGUCGUCAUGCAGACGUUGCGAGGGUCUUUCUCACGAGGUUUGAAAAUAUUGAGAAAGACGGGUCAGAACGAUUAAGACGCCUGGCUUCUCAGGUACGGUGGCUUUGCCUGCACGUGGAUCCGUAUGAGGAUGGCUACAUGAACCGCAAUUGCUGGAACGUCUUCAUGAUGUUCACCAAUCUGGAAUAUCUAGAAGUGGAUGCCGCGUGGGCCGCAUUGGAACCAUUUCACUCUGAUGCGCAGCCACUAGCUAAACUCCGCACUGUAAAACUUAGGGGGUAUGUUCCACGCGAAUUUGUCCAGUACUUAUGUCAACGACCGUCUCACAUCGUCGAUCUUGAGCUUGCUUUGCUGGAUAACCCAGUCGGUGGUACCUUGCCUUACAAACGGACGAACCCUCCACCCAAAGCAUUAAAACCUCCAGAGGACUAUGAAGGGAUGACUGAGGAAGAGAUCGGUGCUUUCGACGACGUGGAGGAAUUCGACGAGGAACAAAUAGCCCCUCGUCCGCUCUGCUGGAUGCCAGAAGGCUUAGGCUCUCAAUUUACCGUGUUAACGCGACUUUGGCUGUGUAAACCUGGCGAACCCGCCUUCGAUAUCGAUAGUUGGCAUAGUGCUUACUACUCGGCGCUCUCAGACAAGCGGGCAUUAGAAACCUGGGCCUCGAUCAUCCGUACCGCUAGGGCAACAAUUGUCUACCUCACCCUCGAGGAUCGUCUGUCAGUCGAAGAGAUCGAGGUGGAAAGUACAGACAGCGACGAAUUCAUGCAAUAUUAUAGCCAUGGACUCAGCUAUCACAGAUUUGUCGCAAUCGUUUUGCCUGUUCUGAUGGAAGAGGCGCAAUGGCCUUCACUCAAGCAGCUGCAACUGUAUGGGAUCGAAAUUCACGACUCGACACAUAGCCGCGAUAGGCAUCCACAUGUCGACAUAAGAAGCAAGCUACGGCAGAGACAUCCACAUGCUAAGGUAGAAACCUAUCUUGGAAGGAGAAUGACCUUCGAUCAUGCAACCGGGGAAGUCAACAUGUACCGAGGUGAUGGGAUUGGGUGGGAUGGUUUGGAUGAACAUGUAUGAUGGUGGUAAUCCAGCGGUCAUGAAGCAGAUGAGCUUAUUCUUCAAUUCAUGAAAGUCUAGUCUUCUCAUACACUUUCUCAACACCGACACAGAUGUUUUAGCGCAUAAUUAUUCUAAUAGAAUGGGUUUACAUCUUGUUCGACCAACAAUGUCGAUGUUAAUCCUAGAAGCAGUUACACGAGCUUC